This is a messenger RNA of Ixodes scapularis (black-legged tick), 942 nucleotides long. Its product is annotated as putative nuclease HARBI1. The record is from RefSeq and is a predicted model, not a curated record. Lineage: Eukaryota; Metazoa; Arthropoda; Arachnida; Ixodida; Ixodidae. Bases 1 to 942 code for a protein of 313 amino acids. The transcript has 7 exons.
AUGCACUGCAGCGCCUGUAACAAGAAGAGCAUAAGCCGCCGAAGACGCCCCCGCCAAGAAUGGGUUCGGUUGAUCCUUCGUUUGCGAGAAAACCUCGGCGAGUACCACCACCUCGUCCGCGAUAUGCGGCUGGACGAUGGACGAGAUUUCUUUAUGUACUUCAGGAUGACGCGGCAAAGGUUUGAACACUUGCUGUCCCUGGUUGGGCCACUGCUGCUGAAAAAAGUCACCUUCUGGAGAACGCCGAUCGCUCCAGCGGAGAGGCUGUCCUUGACAAUCAGGUACCUGGCUCACGGAGCCUCUCAGGCAAUAUGCUCGACCAGUUACCGAAUCGGCCGGUCGACGACCUCCGGGAUAAUCAGGGACACGUGCAUGGCCCUCUACAAGGUGCUAGACUCACUCUACCGCCUUGUCCCCAACACUGCCCAGUGGGAGCGGCUCGCAGCGGAGUUCGGCAGGCUGUGGAACUUCCCGAACUGUGUCGGAGCCCUGGAUGGCAAGCACGUGGCCGUCCAAGCUCCGCCUGGUAAAGGCUCCGACACAUUCAACUACAAGGGGUUCCACAGCAUUGUCCUCCUCGCAAGCUGCGACGCCAGCUACAAGUUCAAGCUAUCCAGAGCCAGGAGGAUAAUUGAGUACACUUUCGGCAUCCUGGUGGCACGUUGGCGCAUUUUCAGACAAACAUUCCAGGCGUCUGAGGAGACUCUGGAGGCCAUUGUCUGGGCGUACGUCAACCUGCAUAACUACCUGAGGGUGUGUGACGAGAGCGAGCAGGGGGAGCGUCGCUACUGCCCCGUCGGUUACGCAGACCAGGAAGCUGCAUCUGGCGCCGUAACCGGCGGUCAGUGGAGGAGUGAUGCUGCUGGCAGUACUGCGCUGUCAGAUGGCGAGGUACCAUGGCAGUACAAUGUAGUGUUCAAAGGUUCUGCUCCUGAAAGCUGA